AUGCAGUACACGAUAACGCCGAGCGACUCGCGCAGGGACGGAGGACUGGAUGGUUCAGCCCCUUUCCAGUCGCACCAGAGUCUCGGACAAGCUCUGGGCACCCAUUUGCCCCCGUCAGCUUACCACCCACAGCGUUCCAGUGACUACCGUAUCUCCCCGUCCCCGUCUCCCAUUCACCCCCACCACCCACAUGCUCACCCACAUCCACACCAUCCCCAUCCACAGAACGGCGGCGCGUCCUCGUCCUCGUCGUUCACCAGCCAGACAUCCCCGACCAUGCCUCUCAAGCGCAAGCUCAUCGACGGCGCCCAGCAGCAGCUCUCUUUGCAGAAACGUCGUCGCGAUGCUGAAGACUCCGUUGUCGACGGCUUCGACGGCGGCCAGGGCGCCAAGCAUUGGACUGAUGACGAAAAGUCCAAGCUUUUCAACUGGCUCAUGGGCUCGGGCCAGGAUGAUCACUGGAACUCACUCCGUGCUACCAAGAACUCGUGUCUACGAGAGUGUUCCAUCCAGGUAUUUGGCAGCAAGAAGACUUACCAGGCGCUCAAAGGCUGCUAUGAACGCAAUUUCAAUCUAUUCAAGCAGAUCUACGCGUUCGAGUCAUGGCAUUCCCACCAGCUUAACGGCGGCAUCGUAUCCAUCAACGGCCUCAGUGAGGCCGACCGCCUCAAAGAGUACGAGAGACGUCUUCAGGGCGCCAAGAAAGCUGGAUGUGACGUCGGCAACAUCACCGCAAGAACAAUAGAUCAUUGGCAUCGUGUGGGCUGGUAUCAGCUAUUUUAUACGCGAUGGCAUGGUGAUCCAGCGACCACGCGUCCCAGCGUUCAGCGUGUUGGCUCGGCGGCAAACGGUGCUGGACCUGUCGGUGAUGAUCCUGAUCCCGUAGACGUCGAUGAUUCUGGAAUUGACUUCGAUUCGAACCUCGCAGCACUAAGUAGCUCGCACGAACCGUUAACAUUCAUUAACGCCCCCCCAGCUCCGAGCCCAGCAACCAUACCACCUCCACCUCCACCGCCACCGCCAAUACCGUUAUCCCCUCAUGCAAGUCACACUAAUCACACAACUACUACUGCCGUCGAACCGCAUGGCAACAUUGCACUCUCGCAGGGCAUGCUUAAUGCAUUUAUGCAAUUUCUGCAGAUACAAACUCAGACCGGUAAAAUGAAGUUGGAUUACUUGAGAAGACGAGAAGAAAGAGAAGAGAAAGAGAGCUCCCAGAGGAGAGAGCUGGAGCGACUGAGGAUUGAGAGGGAACAGGCAGAGUUUGAGCACACAAAACAGACUGCGAAUUUGAAGCAGAAGGCUGAUAGGGCCAUUGCCCUCUUGGAAAACCCCAAUGUCGACCCUUCCGUGAAGGCUGCAGCCGGCGACUAUUUGAAAAAGGUAUUCACAGCGGACUAG
Messenger RNA from Guyanagaster necrorhizus, 1401 nucleotides. RefSeq lists its product as uncharacterized. The transcript has 5 exons. The coding region runs from base 1 to 1401 and encodes 466 amino acids. The record is from RefSeq and is a predicted model, not a curated record. Lineage: Eukaryota; Fungi; Basidiomycota; Agaricomycetes; Agaricales; Physalacriaceae.